CGGACUCGGCCGCACUCGGUAUCUUGCAGUCUACUCACUACAUAGAGAAGAUGUCUGGACGCGGUAAAGGAGGGAAAGGUCUCGGUAAGGGCGGAGCCAAGCGGCACAGGAAGGUGCUCCGGGAUAACAUCCAGGGCAUCACCAAGCCUGCCAUCCGCCGUCUAGCUCGCAGGGGAGGUGUGAAGCGCAUCUCCGGCCUCAUCUAUGAAGAGACUCGCGGUGUCCUGAAAGUCUUUCUGGAGAACGUCAUCCGUGACGCCGUCACCUACACCGAGCACGCCAAGAGGAAGACCGUCACCGCUAUGGACGUGGUGUACGCCCUCAAGCGCCAGGGCCGUCGUUCUCCAUCACUUCUCCGCUGUGUACGUGUACAGAGGAUCAUGGCCAGGACCAAGCAGACCGCGCGUAAAUCCACCGGAGGGAAAGCUCCCCGCAAGCAGCUGGCUACUAAGGCCGCCAGGAAGAGCGCUCCCGCCACUGGUGGGGUGAAGAAGCCUCACCGCUACCGUCCAGGUACAGUGGCUCUCCGUGAGAUCCGCCGCUACCAGAAGUCCACCGAGCUGCUGAUCCGGAAGCUCCCCUUCCAGCGCCUGGUAAGAGAGAUCGCCCAGGACUUCAAGACUGAUCUUCGCUUCCAAAGCUCGGCGGUCAUGGCCCUGCAGGAGGCCAGCGAGGCUUACCUGGUGGGACUCUUUGAGGACACCAAUCUAUGCGCCAUCCACAAGAUGUCUGGACGCGGUAAAGGAGGGAAAGGUCUCGGUAAGGGCGGAGCCAAGCGGCACAGGAAGGUGCUCCGGGAUAACAUCCAGGGCAUCACCAAGCCUGCAAUCCGCCUUCUAGCUCGCAGGGGAGGUGUGAAGCGCAUCUCCGGCCUCAUCUAUGAAGAGACUCGCGGUGUCCUGAAAGUCUCCCUGGAGAACGUCAUCCGUGACGCCGUCACCUACACCGAGCACGCCAAGAGGAAGACCGUCACCGCUAUGGACGUGGUGUACGCCCUCAAGCGCCAGGGCCGCACUCUCUACGGCUUCGGAGGUUAA
Molecule: messenger RNA, 1037 nt
Organism: Hyla sarda
Lineage: Eukaryota; Metazoa; Chordata; Amphibia; Anura; Hylidae
Exons: 3
Coding region: 51-1037 (328 amino acids)
Biological process (GO): nucleosome assembly
Cellular component (GO): nucleosome
Molecular function (GO): protein heterodimerization activity; structural constituent of chromatin; DNA binding
Source: RefSeq, a predicted model, not a curated record